Molecule: messenger RNA, 2403 nt
Organism: Cuscuta campestris
Lineage: Eukaryota; Viridiplantae; Streptophyta; Magnoliopsida; Solanales; Convolvulaceae
Source: the annotation of a GenBank genome assembly
CCAGCCUCCCGAGAGACUCUCUCGAGCUACACUACUAUCUCGUUAAGCUUAACGGUGCUUAACAAACCCGUACAACUUGAGAAUUCGAGUCACACGAACCUCAACGAACCUUCGAAGGAAACAGCCCUUCCUUCGAACAACAAGAGAAAUACCUUCUCUUGUCAAGUGUCUAAGAACACUAAAAACACUCAAAAACAAUACUCUCUUUUAGAGUGGAUAUUGACCUUGUUAUGUCACGGCGGUUUGGCAUUAUCAAAACCUGUCAUAGAAACGAACACAGUUUAGUACGACGUAGGCGUAAACUUGUGUUCCAACAAUAUAUAUAUAUAUAUAUAUAUAUAGACACACACACACACACAAUAUAUAGAUGCAGGGCAGUAGAGAGAGGGAGAAAGGUAGAUCUCAGGGUAUUGGAUUUCAGCAUCGGCGCUUUCACCAAGGGUAUCGAUUCUUCUCUGGCGAUGAUAACUCCCGAGCAAGGAACUGGGCUUAUCACGUCAAUUACCCUGCACACAAAGCUGCUCUCUGUCCCCACCGCGACAAAUUCAGAACUGGAAAUCAUAGAAGGGAUUUCCUCCGAUUCAGAGGCUGGCGUCCCUCUCAACGGCGAUUCAUAGGCGAUGAGGAGGUGUCCUUUCAGUCGCGGAAUUUUAGAGAGCGCUUACCCUCGUUUUUCAAGCAGAAAGACAAAGGCGUGAAUCAACUCCUCCCUUACGCAGGUCCAUUCUCCAAACCUCAUGGCAAGCACUCCAUCUUUAUUGAAAGUAAAAGGUAUGACUUUCAUCUCUCAGGCUCCCUCAACAUCUCUGAGCUCAAGAAUGGUUACAUUCGCACCAUCUCCAUUUCAACCACUUUGGCCUUAUGGUUAAUUGAAUCUCUGGAGAGUUAUAUUUUCAUCUCAUCUGAGUGGGCUUGUACUAGAUUCGAAGGGACAAAUUCAGUUUCUAUCAAUUGGAGCUCAAAUUAUUAUGGGGAUUUUGUGCAAAUUUUAGCAGUUUUUGAAGGAGCUAGAUCCACCAUUUGCGUACCUUUAGGAGCUAGAAAGAACUCUCUGAAGCUGUUCAUCAAGGGACUCUAUUAUUCCCUUAACAAUAGAAAUGCACAAGUUGGUCAAAUACCCCCUCCACCAGAUACGGCUCUAGGAGAAGAGAGGAAGGUGUCUAGCUCACAACCUCAAUUGAGAGAUGGUCCCUUGCUCAUUACAUCGGUUGGAUCAGAGGAAGUCUCUGAAACUGAUUUACCAAAAUGGCAAGACCCCUUGUUGGAUGACAUUUUGGGCAAGACAGAAAUGCAGAAUUCAAACAUAUCAGUACCAGGGCUUCUUGUCCAAAUGGAUAUCUCUGAUUUCUGCAGCAAAGAAUACAACUUGGAUAUAUGUUGUAAAGGAGAUUUUGAUGAAGAGUUCAUACUUUUAGAGCCCCUAUUCUCUGACCACUUUGAGUCCUUGUUCAAGGAAUCUUAUUGUUAUCUUAAAGAGGCUAUGACCAUCUCCAUGGUGCGUGACAAGUUGCAAAAGGGAAUUCUGAAAAAUGGAAAGGGCAAGGCCUUCAGAAUGACAAGGCAAUUAGCAAAAAGCAUUGAGGCGGUAGACUCAGUUAAGAUUAAAGAUAACAUUACUCUCUUGGAUGUAUCUCCUGCUUGGCUGUUGGACCUACUACUGGGAACUGCUGUUCUCAAUCACUGGGUUGGACUGCUUCUGAAUUUUGAAUCUCACUAUUCUUUGAGAUGGCUUGUGUCAAGCCACCUUGCUAAAAUUGGAAUUUUCAGAGAGUCUGUAUCCCCCUUUUGGCCCUCCAAUUACCCCUGCAAACUCCCCAAAGCUGUCCUCACAAGGGACCCUUUCUGCUUCAUCGCUGCCUACAACAGGACACAGGAUGUAAAUACCCGGCGAAGUGGAGAUGUCACAAGUUCAGAAGGCUUUGUUGGAUAUCCCACCUCUGCGGUAACUAACAAGCAACUAGUUAUUUUCCAGACCGAAGCAGCUCCUAAUUACAGCCUUUCCACCAGCCAAAUCGAAGAGUUUCCACCUUUGCCACGGAAAAUCCUUAGUCCUUUUGCUCCCACCUUUGUGCCCGCUGUAUACUCCUACGCUGAUAUUUUCACUAAGGAUCAAGGACCCCUUUACAAAUCUCAAUGGCCAAAGCUUGGUUCUAUCCCUCAACGCAGUGGAAGAUCACACUAAGGACAGGGAAGGACCCAUUCUCUAUACCCACUCCGAUGGGGAGGAUUUAGUUUUCAUAGACACAAAGCUCAAACCUUUGCAAAUCGACUUCUCAAGAUGCUCCAAACAUCCCCUCCAUCUCCAUAAGGAACUAAAGGGAAGAAGGACGUACUCACCAUCACAAAUUGUUACGAGGAGUAAGGCUAAAAUCCUUGAGCAAGGAAGAAAAUUUAAUCCUAUCG